Sebastes umbrosus (honeycomb rockfish) is the source of this 9903-nucleotide messenger RNA. RefSeq names its product zinc finger protein 1035. The record is from RefSeq and is a predicted model, not a curated record. The coding region runs from base 720 to 9152 and encodes 2810 amino acids. NCBI's taxonomy places the organism in Eukaryota, Metazoa, Chordata, Actinopteri, Perciformes, Sebastidae. The transcript has 4 exons.
CACGUAGUGCCUGGUAGUGAGUAGGGGGGAGCAGCAGCAGCAGGAGGAAGGAGAAGGAGAAGAAGGAGGUAACCGCGGUGCUGGUCGCCCGGAAGGAGUCGUGCUGCCGCCCCGUCAGGCUCUCUGGCUGCCGCAGCCAUACAACGAGCAGGAGGCGGGUUUCUCGGAGUCCCCGCACCUUGUUAUUGGUCGCAACCAGACCGUUGUAUAACGUACGCACAAUUCCGGGCACAUUGUGUCUGAAAAAAAUGCGCAAAUAAAGAUAAUGGAGGCGGACUUGGAUCUCUAACGCUGCUGUUACCAACAGGGCACAACACGCAGCCGUGUAGCAACCGUCGUGAGGGGUUGUUUUCUCAUUGACUCACAGUCCUGGAAGAAGAAGAAGAGACAUCUCCUGACGGUGUUUCUCCAGGAAAUACCAGAGCAGUCUUCAAGGAGGACAGUCUCCGUGUGUUGACAAAGAAAGCGGACAUUUGGAAGUGAUUUAAAACGCAGAGCAUGUAGCUGAUAAGCCACAAAAGGAGUCGGAGGUGAAGCACGCAGGAGCAACACUGAUCUGGCAGCCAGGAUUGAUGUCUUUCAAGAUUUAGACGCCAGCAGACGUCUAACACUAGAUUUCCAUUCAGAUGUAACCCACAUCAUCCUGGAUAUUCCUAAUCCUUGUGUGUCCAAGAAAAGGAUUGGGCAAAACAAGCCCUAGCUUCCAAUCCUUGCAGAGAAUGGCUCAUGGGUGGGAUUCAUACUUCCAUAACCUUCCACCGCUAUCAUCAGAUCCAAGCACUUUGAGGAGGACAUCAGAGUCGGAGCAUAUAGAGAACUUCAUUGGACAUGACUUCCCCAGCACAGUGGCUUCUCACGAAGCCCCUGCAACAAACUCAAACCUCAACACGAACUAUUACUCAAAUCCCAGUUUGGAAAAUCCCAGUUCAGACUGUCUUUAUCAAAGAUACUGCAACGAAACGCCAUGGCAAGCUGAUGGAGAACAAAUGGAAAAAGAUUACUUGCCAAGAUGUGGAAAUAAUGAUAUCUCAGAUUUUGCCACAGAUGGAUUAUCAACAUCAGAAUCUUUUCCUUCAUCUUUUCCAACAGAUUUACAAGAACUUAAGCAAGACUGUGGAAUGCUAGCUACAUCAUUUCUUGAGGACUACUCGGAUGUCAGUAGCUGCUCUGAUGCAGAUGUGGGGGAAACAAGGCCCUCUUGUAAAUUCAUGGCAAGUAAUUCAGUUCCAAAACCUAAAACUGAUGUUGCUACAAAACCCAGCUCAUCAGAAUGGCUUUUUACUGAUACUGGAAAUAUGAUGGUUCCGACUGAGAGUCUGUGCCCUAAUAUGUUAAAGGCUAAUGAAAUUUUGCCAAGUACAUCAAAUGUGAUGGCAGUAGAAAACACAGUUGAAUGUGCACAAAACAAGACGAAAAGUCGAGGAAAGAAUGUGAAAUCUCACACGGGACACAAUCAUACCUCUACUACUUCUUACAGGGUGACUACUACAGGAAGCGAGACUGUAGAGGAUAGAAAUGAUGAUGAUGGCUGUCUAGAUCAGAAACAAAAGGAGGAUGCAGAGAGAGAUCUCACUCAAGGAAAAAAUUCAAACAUCUCAAUGAGUGGCCAUGAAAACGUAACUGCUGAUGGAAUAGAGUGCCCGGAUGGCAAUGAGGAUGAGCGGACUGCUGCAACUGCUCAAAAUAUCAUGACUACAUUGGACAAUGAGCAAGAUCACUCAGGUGAAAAAGUCCUACGAAAGGAAGUUAAGGAAUCAGUCGACCAAGGAAAUGAUAAUCCCAACUCCCCAGAUGGUCAAAAUAGAAAUAUGACAGAGGACAAGCAGGACAAAAGUGAAGUCCUAAAACGGGAAAGAAGAGAAUCAAGUUCAUUAGAAAAAGAGACUUUUGAUGAGCAGACAUCCACAAAUCCCAACUCCACUGAUGGUCAAGAGGAAAAUGUGGAAACCAACUGUCAGGAGAAAGAAAUUCAGUCAUAUACCUCUCAAUCUUCGGUUCCACCGGGUAUCAAAGUGUCUGAUUCUAAGGAUGCCACUGAUGAGCUUGGGGAAUGCACAAGUACCUCAAAAAGUAACAGUAAUGAUGUUGAAUCCUGUUUGCGGUCAUCUGAGCACCAGUCUUGCGAAAGUGUCGCUCAGGACAAUAGUUGUCAGAGCCCUGCUGUGAUGAGUGAUGGUCAUUUGAGCAAUGCCAAUGACAAGAAUCAGUUAAAUUUUGCAAGUCAUUCAGAAUCCUGCUUACAGCCAAAUAGCUCCAGCACAGACGUAAAUCCCUGUAUAGAAAAAGAAUGUACAAGUGCAGCAGAGAAGACAAAUACCACUUCUUCUCCAGAUCCAAAUUGUAAUGGUCCUGGUGUCACUAGUGACAGUCCUCCUAUUGAUACUAGUGACAAGAACGAGCAAGGUGAUGCUAGCCAUGUCGAAUCCUACUUGCAGCCAAACAGCUCAAGCACAGAUGUAAAUUCCUGUCUAAAAAAGGAAUGGACAAGUCUACCAGUGAAGAAAGCCACAACCUCCUCUACAGAGCCAGAUUGUAGAGAUCCGGCUGUGACUGGUGUCAAUAAGGAGCAAAGUGUUUCUAAUGGUUUAGAAUUGGGUUCACAGUCAAGCACCUCGAGCACCGACGUAAAUCCCUGUCUUGAAAAGGAAUGGACAAGUCCAGCAGAGAAUACAAAUGAAACCUCUUCUCCAGAUCAGCAACAGCCCCUCCAUCAAAGUCCAGUGGCCCUCGAUCCUGGAAUUCUUAAUAGAGAUGAUGCUAAAAAUGCAAGAGAGUCGUCUGAAGAGUUGGACACAUCUGCAGAGAAGCCGUCCAUGCUUGGCGUGCUCUAUGGUGAACCUCUGUCAAGAGAAGAUUCUUCAUGUGAUGCUGAUGAAACAAAACUUGACACUUCUUUGGCCAGACCUGAGAGUAACAGUAUGAACUAUUCAGAAGGACAAGCACCUCAGCUCAAAUCAUCUACACAAAUGAGAAAACGUUUGCAGCCUGUUGUAGUAUUGAAGACCUCAGAGUCAAUAAAUGGAACAACUAACUCUUAUCAUUGCACAGAUUGCCAACACACAACCCACAAUGUUGAUCAUCUUAUUGAACACCACCAUCGUUGCCAUUCAGUGCACAAUUUCCAGUUUUGCAAGACUUGUAAUCUCUACCAGAUGGGGACUGAAAAAGCAGAAACACAUGUGUGUUGUGUAACCAAAGAUAGCCCUCGGCUCUCUUCUGAUUCCAGCCCAAGGAAGAAAAGAAAAUAUCACCGCGGCCGCAGGUGCCCUAGGUGUGGACUCAUAUUUGCAAGACUAACUCAAUAUAUCACGCAUGUACGUACUCACACUGGCCAAACACCCUAUAAAUGUAAUGGAUGUGGAUUGUAUUUUGCACAGUCUAGUAGUUUGCGAAGACACAAGAGUGUACCUGGUAGAUGUAAGCAAACAAAACGUCCACUUACAAAUCCUGAUGCCGUUAUCAAAGAAACAAAAGCACCACCACAAAAGGACCUUGUAUGGAACAAACCAUAUCCAAAUCUGCCCCAAUGUUACGUAAAGCUUGUUGACAUCGUUAAAACUCAUCCGUGUAAUAUAUGUGGUAAAAGCUUCUCAACUGAAACCAAGGCUAAAAAGCACUUCUACAACACACACAAGGGAAAGAGCCACAAAUCAACCACAAAACACGGUGGUGAGAAAACCCCAAAAAUGGAGAAUGAGACAACCACAAAAUAUAAAUGUCCUAUCUGUCCACGGCUUUUCAAGUACUCCUACAACAGGGCUCGCCAUUUGCGUGACUGUGUCAGAAAUUCAGUGUGUGGUGGCAAGGACAAAGUUUCUGGUAAAUAUCGGUGUCCCUUGUGCAAUGUCAAGUUCACUUUACCAGGCAACCGAUUUAGACAUAUCAAAGCAUUUUGCCUCAGAGAAUGUGUUAAUCGGCUUGCAAAAGAGGGGGCAAAUGCAAAGGGACAUGUUAAACAGAAACAAACAAAGGAAACUGAGCAGAAAACACAGACAAAGAAAGAUGAACAGAAAAAACAAACACCCCAAGCUUUAACAGCCCUCAAGUUCGUACCACUUUACAAAUGCAAUCUUUGUCCAGCAGUUUUUGGACAUGCUUCUGGAAAGUACAGACAUAUGAAAAAACAUGAGCUGUUUAAACUCACUGGCAAAAUGUUCAAGUACAGGAAUUCAGUUUUCUCUACCUUGUCUAAACCAGCAACUUCAAGUAGUACAAAGACUAAAGACAGCAAGCAUAACUCAGAACCAACUGAAGCAAAUGGCAGUCUUGCCCUGAGCUGUAACUUUUGUGGAAGAUGUUUCAACACGCCACAGUCACUGAAGAAACAUGUGCGCAAUCACCGAGGUGAAAAACCGUACCGCUGUCUGGACUGUGGAAAAAGAUUCAAGAAACGUGCCUAUCUGAUUGGCCAUAGAAGCGUUCACCAGAGGAGGAUACAGUGCACUGUCUGCAGAAAGAUUCUUCCAACCAUUGGAGAACUGAUCCAGCACAGAAGCACACAUCUUAAAAGGGGAAUGCUUCGAUGCCCAGACUGUCCCCUGCAGUUCCAGUAUCCUGCACAUCUCCUUAGGCAUCUAGACGCCCACAAAAAAAGAGAAAACAAGACCAAGUCACAAGACGCAAGUCAGCCUGAAGAGAUACCACCAUUAAAACCACAGCCGUCCUUGGAAUCUGUGAAAGAGCAGAGUGGACCAAAGAAGCUACAGUGUUCCUUAUGCAAAGAGGUAUUUAAUGAUGCCCAAGUACUAAGAAAACAUUGUCUUACACAUAUAUCUGGGUCCUCGUCAAACCAGUGUCCAUUUUGCAAACAUAAUUUCAAUAAUCGCCGCUAUUUGCUGCGCCACAUGGUCAAACAUACUGGAGACAAACCUUUGUCCUGCACCAACUGUGGAAGACAGUUUUACCGCUACUUGUACCUUAAACUUCACAGUGAGAAGUGUUUACCUGCUCAAAGCAGACACCCUGUCACAACGGAGUCCGACACUAAGGCAAAGGGGUCACAUCAGUGUUCCUAUUGUCCACGGACGUUUAGUAAGAAGAUCCGCCUGAAAAAUCAUCACCAUGGCCACAAGGCAAACACUCUGCUUCUAUGCUCAAGAUGUGGGCAGUACUUUGGAUCUACAAAAUUAAAUCAUCAUCAGAAGAAGAACUGCACAGGGAGUACAGUGCUCAACACUGAGUUAUCAUCUCCUAAUGGCGAUGUCUGUAAAAGCACUUCACAGACAAGACAAGAUGUUCGUACAAUGCCUGUAAAGUCAAAAGCAACCGAGAUGCUUCACUUUAAAUGCCCUCACUGUAGAAAGAGGUUCAGGUACAGAUCGAUACUCCUGAGACAUAUUGUUUCACACACUGGUGUGCAACCCUAUGCAUGUAUGUACUGUGGACACUGUUAUGGAAGUCAGACGAUGUGUUUGCAGCACGAAGCUUUCUGUGAUGGUGUUAACGAAGAGGGGCAGUCAAAAGUCAAAGAUGCUUCUGCAACUCAAUCAUCAAAGAUGCCUUCUCUCAGAGAGGGAGCACAAAAGCCCCGAGCAGAAGGUGAAGCACAGCUCAAGUGCAAAUUCUGCACCAAAACUUUCAUGAAGUCACGAAGCCUGCGGCGUCACAUUUUGACACAUAACGAAGUGAAUCCUUAUCGCUGUAAAGCCUGUGACAGCUGCUUUUCAAGGUAUGAUCACCUGAAAGUACACCAGGGUCGCUGUAAAGGGAAAAAAACGCGAUUGCAAGUCUGCAUACCCAAAAUCAGUUUAGAUUAUGUUGGCACGGGUUGGCAAAAUAAGAUUGGUAUGGAUCCUACUGAAAAGCAGGAGACAUUGGAGUGCAAAGUCUGUUCAAGGAGCUUUUCAACUCAGUCCAAACUUUCCCGUCAUAACACUAUGUUCCAUAUUGCAAAAUUAUUCAAUUGCACACGCUGUGGCUCGUCAUUCGCUCAUGAAAAAUCAAUGAAAAAGCAUAGGAGGAUGGUUAAGUGCAGAAAGCUCUUCAGAGAACCAAAUGCUUCUCCAUCACUGGAAACUAAUCAACCAACAGAACAUGUGACAAACUCGCUUAAAGGGGUGAGAAGUACUAUUAUACAGCGAAUCCAGCCUUAUUUAAACAAAAAGUACAAAUACACAUGUAGCUUUUGCCCCCGUGCUUUCCAGAACACCUGGCAACUGAACGUGCACACCCGCCUGCACACAGGAGAGCGGCCAUAUGCCUGUGAUGAUUGUGGUCUGAAAUUUAUAAGGAAGGAUUAUGUGCUGCGUCAUGCCGCAAAGUGCACCAAAAAAAGAUGCAUUUCAACACCAAGAUCAUCAGAGUCCACAGUUUGCCAAAGCCAACAGUCAGCCUCUAAAAGCCCACCAAAAGGCUUUUCUUGUGCAUAUUGUAGUUCCCGUUUCUUGCUAUUUUCACAGCUUCAAGAGCAUUUUUUAAAUGCACACAAGCUGGAAACAAAAGUUCCCCCAAUGUCCACUGCUCCCCUACAGCACCAUCUGUCAAAUAUACCAAACAUCAAAAAAGAGCCUUUGGAUGACAGUUGUGACAAACAGCUUAGUGAUGGUGCAAAUUUAAUCUGUAAAUUAGAUACAGCUCUUGACAGUGAGGUCCCCAAUCCAUUUCCCUGCCCAGAGUGCAAUAUGUCCUUUACAAAUAAAGCUGGACUAACUGGUCAUCUGCGUAUACACACAAUGGAGCAUCCUUAUAGUUGUAAGACAUGCAAGAAGGGCUUCUGGAAUAAAAGUCUUCUCCGUAAUCACAGCAGGAAAUGCAGACGCAUUUCACAGAAAAGCCAAGCAGAACAGUUGGAGGUCCCUCUGAAAGCAGAGAUUGAUUUUGUGCUUAAUGACUCUGUUCUGGUAUUCAAAGAAGCCUCCGAAUCAACUGGCACUGGGGUUUUGCAGACCAACUUCUCCUGCAAAGAUGACUUGAUGGAUGAAUCCCCAGAAAAUUCAGAAGGAAAUCAGGUGCAGAGCAGCUCAAGUAAAGAGAAAAAAGCUGUGCAGUACCAAUGUUCAGAAUGUGAUAAGAGCUUCACAGAUGGCUUAUUGCUCAUUAGUCACCUUGAAGACCAUGGAAGACAAGAACAAGCGAAAAAGCGCAAUGCAUGUCUAAAGUGUGGGCAGGUGUUCGCUAGUGCAGGAAAUCUUACAAGACACAUGAAGAUACAUGUAACUGAUAAGAAAUACCCUUGCCCUGACUGCUCCAAGCUUAUUGAUACCAUAUCUGAUCUCGAAAUCCACAGAACAUGUCAUGACCCAAAUAGGCCUUUUACUUGCAAACUGUGUAAUCAAAGGUUUUGGACAAGACCAUCUUUAUGUAAUCAUUACAAAGAAGAACAUCCAGAUGAUGUGUUUACUUGUCGUUUCUGUAACAAGGCCUAUUCAGUCAAAAAGUCACUAGCAAGACAUUAUAGAAGAUGGCAUAAAAAAGAACAGAAGAAUGUUGGCAAAACUAUACAGGAGAAAAGCAGCGCUGAACAGCAAUCCAGCAGUCAAGUCAGUACAACUGGUGAAAGCGAUGAGGAUGAAAAUGCCGGCAGUGAGGACAGCGACUCGGACUCCGCGCCGUACUUCCCAUGCCACGUAUGUGGCAAGACAUUCCCAACAUCGGAAAGCCUCGAGGACCAUCAGCGUUGUCACCUGGGUGAAAAACCACACGAAUGUGCAGAAUGUGGUAGAUGCUUUUUCCAUGCAUCCCAGUUGCAGCAGCAUCAACGAAUGCACAAGUCUGAAUUUCAGUGUCAGGCAUGCGGCAUUGGUUUUGUCUCACUCUUUGCACUGCGUAAACACAAGCAUACUCAUGGAAAGAGCCGUCCGUUCCGUUGUUCCAAGUGUGAUUUCAGUUUCACAGGACCCUUGCAGUUGGCAGAGCACAUGUCUACCCAUCGCGAAGAGAACUUCCCCUGUGACAUAUGCAAUCGUGUGUUUCUCUCCAAGAGUAGUAGAGCUGAUCAUCGGAAAAGCCACUCUAAGUCAGGUGACCUCCCCCCGCCUUUGAUUUCAAAAGAAGAACAUGAGAAGCCUGCUACCCUCUCUGAAAGCUCAUCAGUAUCUCCCAAAGAACUUAAAUAUCGUUGCGGUGUUUGUGGGGAGCGUUUCGUAGACCCAGAGCAGCUCUCGGAGCAUGGCUGCAUGGCAGCCAAAGAGCGACCAUACUCCUGUUCAGACUGCGAUAAACAUUUUCUGCAUGCAUCUCACCUGAAAAAGCACACGGCCACUCAUCAACUAUCUUUGUCUAAUAUUGAAUAUCCAUGCAAUCAAUGCAGCAAUAGUUUUUCCACCUCUCAGCGCUUCCUCAGCCAUCUGAAGAACCAUGAUGAUACUGCGGCAGAAGUUAAAUAUACCACUGACGGUACACGUGGUUUCAUAUGUCCAGUUUGCAAUCGGUGUUUUGCCAGUGCCACUGGGUUGAUUUGUCAUUUUCCCACGCAUUCUGACAGUACCUUUGAAUGCAAAACUUGUAAAAUGACAUUCCCCUCUAGAAGUAAGCUAGAAGAACACGAGUGCCAUCUUGUGAAAUCAGCUACUGAAUUUGAAUGCACAGAGUGCGGCCAGAGCUUUUUGGGAAGCGACGUUUUCCGCCAACACCACUGUUCCCAUCAACAACAAUCAACAGCGAAAGCCGAACACUCAAAUCCAUCAGCCAAGACAUCCCCUCCAGCUUCUUAUCAAGCAGCAGGAGAGGACGAGGAGAUCGACGUCACCGGAGAGGACUUGUUCAAUUGCCCCAUUUGCUCAAUGCAGUUCUCCUCAAAAAGUGGCCUUUUGGAGCAUCAAAACAAACAACAUCGAAAUGAGAAGCCAUUCGAAUGCCAGCAAUGUGGAAAUAGGUUUGCCAAGAGGCGGUACCUCAAAGAGCACGAGCGAAGGCAUCGUCAAAAAAACGCGGCUCAAUCAGCCGAAAGCAAGAUCAAAUGUACCCAGUGCAACGCCGAAUUUAAUACAGCACGAGAGCUGUCAUCGCAUAUGAGAUUACACGCUGAAAAAGAAGUUGGAAAGUUCCGCUGUGAUAUGUGCUACAAGUCGUUCAGCCAGUGGUCUCAUCUGAAGCAGCACCAAGAAAGUCAUGUUGGCCAAGUUGUAUAUGAAUGCACAGAGUGUGACAAAGCGUUCGCUUUCCCUCACCUACUGGAGGAACAUCAACAGACUCAUGCUGGGUCCUCUCAGUAACAGUUGUUGAAUACCAUCUACCUUAUCUUCCCUUUGAAUAUCUAGCUAAAGUAACUUGAAAUCCCUUUCAUGCCUUACAUCUGACUCUUUACCUCCACUUGUUAUCACAAUUUAGAUCCAAUUUGUAUUUUUGGCCCUUGUUACAUACUAACAAUGAUCUUGGCUCAUGUCACUAUGAUGGAGCAUCUUCUCCUGCGUUUCUAUUUACAUUGUAUAUAUUUUUUGUUCGAAUACGGGAUUUGUAUACAGUAAAUUAGCAACAUAGUUUCUUGACAGUGUUUGUAAAUCUAUGACAAAAUUGUGUAAAGCUGUUUAACAUUCUGUGUGAGGAAUACAGGCGAUGCAUGAUGGGAUAAAAUGUUUAUGAAAAGUCUAGGAUAAAGGCUGACAUUUUUUUUAUCAAACAUGAUCACCUUUUAUGUUUGACAUUUAUUUUGAAAUAGCGUUUAGUCAGUUUUGUUGAUAAAAUGUAAGAUAAACUGGUCAUUUUAAUCGAAUGGUAUUUUCUAUGACUUCAUGUAUUAUAGAUAAUUUUGUAAUUUUCAGUUUAACAUUUCCCUGUAUUUAUCAUGGGUUGCAUUUUUUUCAUGUUGCUAGUUUUGCAAGUUGCAAGUUAGUUUUGCAAAUUAUUGUACAUGCAUUCGAAAAUAUGUUCUAAUUGAAUAUUCUUUUCACAACCCGAGGAUGUUACUUUCAUAAGAAAUUUGAGUUGAUGCAUUCAAUUAAGGAGUAAAGUCAACUCGAAAAUCUA